UAAUGCGGCAAACCACUCUUUAAUAAAAUCAUAAACAAAUAUUUAUAACUCAGAGAAACCAAAUUCAUAAUCUCCCCGUUCUCCAUUUGCACAUCGAAUCAAACGCGCACAAUUUCUACAAGCAAAACUGCGCUGCCAUGAAUAUCCAGAUACUGGAAACCCAACUCAUCUCUUCCUCCCCCUCUACCUUGCAAUUCGACCCCCUCCCUCUCUCCCACCUCGACAACGACGCCAACCUCCGCAUCCCCUUCCGCACUCUCCGCGCAUUCUCCGGCGACUCAUCCCAAUCCACCGCCGAUCCCUCCGCCACCAUCGCCGCCGCUCUCUCUAAAGCCCUAACCUUUUACAGGCCCCUCGCUGCUUCCCUCCGCUCUGACCCCUCUAACUUCCAUCUUCACUCCCACCUCUCCUCCCCCGCUGAAGUCUUACUCGUCAUUGCCUCCGCCUCCGACCCGCUCCACGCUGUCCUCCGCCUCUUCGACGCCGAACCGGGUUCACCCAUCCUCGACCGGCUCGCGCCCGACGCCAACCCGGACGAGGCACUGGCCCGCCCGCUCGCUCUCCAGAUAACCCGGUUCGCUUGCGGGGGCUUCGCGCUCGGAAUGUGCGUGCACCAUGCGCUGUGCGACGGCGCGGGGGCCAGCCAGUUCCUGGCUGCUAGAACUUUGGGCGUACACCUUUCUCAAACCAUUCACAUGGGAAACCUUAACGAAGUUCUGGUUAGCAAAGAGGAUGUCAUGAUAGAUUCUCGUUGGACAAUGAAGAAUAGAUCAGAGUUCAACGAGCUCCUCUUGAGCUCUGCUAAUGAAAUUUUCAAAACUAGUAAACAACCAACUGUGAGAAUAACGACUGUGUUAUGUUUAAUUUCUGAACAAAAUAGAAUCAAAGCAAAGAAGCUUGAUGGCAGAGAAGUGGUGAAAUUUGUGUAUUCCAUGAGCAUAAAGAAAAUAGUGAUCCCCCAACUUCCCAGUGGUUAUUGGGGCAAUAGCUGCGUCCCAGUAUACAUUCAAUCCACAGCUAAAGAACUACUUGAAAAACCAUUAUGGAAGAUAGCAAUGGAGAUCAAGAAGAGCAAAGAGCAGGUCACGAACAAAUAUCUGAGGUCCUUCAUCGACUUUCAGGAGCUUCACUACGAAAAGGGCAUCACGGCCGGGAAGGAAGUGAGCGCUUUCACAGAUUGGAGGCAUUUGGGGCAUUCAGAGGUGGAUUUUGGUUGGGGAUCUUCGAUUGCUGUUUCGCCGCUUUCAUGGAGGUUGCUUGGGAGCAACGAGCCUUCAUUUUUGUUGCCCUAUGCUGAAUCGGAAGGUGAGAAGAGGGAUGGAUUUAGGGUUUUGGUUUGCUUACCUAUGGACGCAAUGGCGUUGUUCAGGUUGGAAAUGGAGAUCUUUGGGGAAUGUAAAUUUAAAGUGUGUCUGUGAUUUGGGAAAAUUUUCUCGAAAUGGUUUCUCGUGAUUUGGAGAUGUUUGGAGAAGAUGCUAAUAAAGUGAUAUUUUGUGUGGAUUUAUAUAUAUAA
Dendrobium catenatum is the source of this 1513-nucleotide messenger RNA. Its product is annotated as taxadien-5-alpha-ol O-acetyltransferase. The coding region runs from base 138 to 1418 and encodes 426 amino acids. The transcript has 3 exons. The record is from RefSeq and is a predicted model, not a curated record. NCBI's taxonomy places the organism in Eukaryota, Viridiplantae, Streptophyta, Magnoliopsida, Asparagales, Orchidaceae.